Molecule: messenger RNA, 267 nt
Organism: Westerdykella ornata
Lineage: Eukaryota; Fungi; Ascomycota; Dothideomycetes; Pleosporales; Sporormiaceae
Exons: 2
Source: RefSeq, a predicted model, not a curated record
AUAUUGCUGACAUCUGCCAGUCCUGGAGGCCUCACAACUCUCAAGACCUUGCUCGAGGCUUCAACGCCAGAAAGACCGAUUGAAGCUCAGCUGUUCGAAGCUGAGGAGGAUGUCGGCGGUACCUUUCAAUACCGCUCCUACGAGAAUGCCGAGUUAGUGAGCUCGAAGCAACUCACCACCUUCUCGGAUCAUAGGCUCCCAUUGUCGACACCAGAUCACAUAUCUUUGCCACAGUAUGUAGAUUAUCUCAGGACAUAUGUGGACAAG